AAGUGCACUUGACCGAGCGGAAGUAGAGGGUAUCAGAGGUUAGGAAGGUGAGGACAAGAGGAAUGGUGAAGCUAGUUUCAGCUUCACGUCCCUCACUGAUUCGGCAUGGGGGACAAGUCAGAACACUGUAGGAUUCCAGAGGAUCUGUUCAAUGAUUUGAAAGUUACAGAUCCCCAGGAAGCAGCAUGCGCUAGCCCUUCGGUUUCUAAUCCCAAAGAUCACCAUUCCCAGAGCAAGCUGCUCGAGGAUGUUGAGACGCAUCCCCAGGAGGACCAGGAAGAAGAGGAGUGCUUUCAUGACACCAACACCUCAUUUGAGGAGGAGCCAGGAGUGGACAAGGUUGAGAACAAACCUGAUGAUGUGAAUGCCUCUGAACUAGAUGAAGAAUACUUAAUAGAACUGGAGAAAAACAUGCCAGAUGAAGAGAAACAGAAAAGAAGAGAAGAGAGCACUAAACUAAAGGAGGAGGGAAAUGAGCAGUUUAAGAAAGGAGAUUAUAUAGAAGCUGAAAGUUCUUAUAGUCAAGCCCUUCAGAUGUGCCCAUCCUGCUUCCAGAAAGACAGGUCUAUUCUGUUCUCAAAUAGAGCUGCUGCAAGGAUGAAACAGGACAAGAAAGAGAUGGCCAUCAGUGACUGCAGCAAAGCAAUUAAGUUAAACCCCAACUAUGUCAGGGCAAUAUUGAGGAGAGCGGAAUUGUAUGAGAAAACCGACAAGCUAGAUGAAGCCCUGGAAGACUAUAAAUCUAUAUUAGAGAAAGAUCCGUCAGUACAUCAAGCAAGAGAAGCUUGUAUGAGAUUACCUAAGCAAAUUGAAGAACGUAAUGAAAAGCUAAAGGAAGAGAUGUUAGGUAAACUAAAAGAUCUUGGGAACUUGGUUCUCCGACCUUUUGGACUCUCCACAGAAAAUUUCCAGAUCAAACAGGAUUCCUCUACUGGCUCCUACUCCAUCAAUUUUGUUCAAAAUCCAAAUAAUAACAGAUAACAAAGAUAACAGUAGCUUUUAAAGCUGGCUUGGAAAUUGUGUGCCGCUUGCUGUUAGCAUGGGGAAAGCCCUGCCAAUGUUUAACUUUUAAAAGCAUCUUAUCUCAAAGACAGGCUAUCCAGUAGAGCCCAGUGCUCCCUUUCCCCUCUUGUUUUAUGAUCAGGGUGAAAGGCACUUCCUGAUGGAAUGAGCCUAAUUUGAUUUCCAUUUUAAGGUGGUGUCUGUGCAGCUGUCGCCCCUGGUUCUGGCUGUCCUUUGUUUUGUCCAGGAGGAAGCCUGCUUGUCAAGGCUGACCUCCCUGAGCCACACAAACACACAAGCCCAGCCAGUCUCUCCUGGACCGAGCAAACCUGCCGGUCGGAGACUGCCCAGACAUGAGUGAUGGGGUUCCUGCCUGCUGUCCCCUCUCCCUGAUCACACAUAUGCCCAGGCUGCCAUGCAUGGGCUGCAGUAUCCCCUGAUUUCCUCUGUGGUAAUAAACGCUUUCUGUGACGGUCUGA
Ceratotherium simum simum (southern white rhinoceros) is the source of this 1481-nucleotide messenger RNA. RefSeq names its product tetratricopeptide repeat domain 1 (gene TTC1). Gene Ontology annotation, molecular function: protein binding. NCBI's taxonomy places the organism in Eukaryota, Metazoa, Chordata, Mammalia, Perissodactyla, Rhinocerotidae. The record is from RefSeq and is a predicted model, not a curated record.